AUGGCAACCCCCUUCGCCCAAAAAUGGGCCCGCUUCAUUCCUAUGAUCGGGUACCACCACGUUCUCAUGAUCAUUAUUGCAGUUGCAAUUAUCCUAUUAUCACUCUUGUUGGCCGGAUGCUCUUCAUCAUCUCCACAGAUCCCCAACAUCUUCCUAAUCUCGCUAUACUAUGAAAAGUACAACCCUAUUCGGGAUCUCGCACAAGUGCAGCCAGACGUUGCCACCGCCAUCUCGAACAUUGUCGGUGGUGCAGAAUUGGAAGUUCGGGUGGGAUACUUUGGUAUCUGUGUUCAGCCCGAUAGAGGCUCAUUCAUCUGCAAUGCCAAUGCGACAGCUUUGGCUGAGAUUGUCACUGUGGACCAAGACCCACUCAACUUGAUCUGGGUUGCGUCGACAUUUAAGGAUGCCGUUGUGUUCCCGUACCUCCUCAUUGUCGCCGUCAUUCUUGCGUUCUUCUGCUUCAUCCUUCUCGCUACCUUCCCCGGCUGGCACGAGGAGGUUGAUGACUCUGGAUCGGAGCGCGAAGUCAAGCCCUUUCCCUCGCGACCCGUGUCUCAGGCUGCGCUCGCACUGAUCUUCGUCUCAUCUGUAUUUGUUCUUGUCUCUGUACUAUGGCAGCACACGGCCUCUGUUGCAGCAAGUACCAUCGCACAAGAUAUGGGCAACGGCAGUGUCAAAAGUGGCGUCGGAUCCUCUGCCAUGGUAUUAGGGUGGUUCGGCUUCGUCUUACUAGUGAUUGUGACGGUCGGACUCCUGGUCAUGAUAUUGAGCAUCAGCCUGAUCCGAAAGUUGACCGAUGAUGAAUGA
Molecule: messenger RNA, 807 nt
Organism: Penicillium antarcticum
Lineage: Eukaryota; Fungi; Ascomycota; Eurotiomycetes; Eurotiales; Aspergillaceae
Product: Fig1 domain-containing protein
Exons: 4
Coding region: 1-807 (268 amino acids)
Biological process (GO): conjugation with cellular fusion
Cellular component (GO): membrane; mating projection tip
Source: RefSeq, a predicted model, not a curated record